GUUGUGUUGAGGAAAUGGAGACCGCAGCGAUGGCGGAUCCUCCACACGUUACGGAUGCCAAAAAGCUGGAGUAUUUCUCCUCUAUUAACUCCAUGGCCCGUAAGAUCAUGCAGGAGAGGGAGAAGAUAAAGGAGGGCUACGGUUCGGUGUGGGAUCAAAUGAGCCCGGCCGAACAGGACACAGCGAUAGAUGAAGGCAUGAUGGACCCGCGGAUCCGGGCUCGGUACGCUAUGCACCGGGUGGACAGAGAGGAGGUGAUAUGUUACCCGAAACUGCUCAUCCAGACCGGACAGAAGACCGUACACUUCGGAGAAGAGGACUUAACUUGGCAAGAUGAGCACUCAGCUCCUUUCUCUUGGGAGACCAAGAGUCAGAUGGACUUCAGUCUGAUCUCUGGUGCUAUGGAACCGGGUGUUCCCUCCUCAGGGAACGAUUCUAAACCCAAAACCUCUCAGAGUAGCAAGCUGCCCAGCAGUGACGAGUCCUCCUUCUGGAAGAUCAGUGCUGAAAGAUCCAGACUAGAGGGCGAGAAGGCUGAAUUUCAGUCUCUGACGCCCAGCCAGAUCAAGUCUCUGGAGAAAGGGGAGAAACCCUUGCCCUCGUACCUGAGGCUAGAGUCCGGGCAGAGGGAGACAGAGGAAGCCCACGUCUUGCGUCCGGUUAAACAGAAAGCCCCCAAACCUCCAGCACCUCCGCCCCCCGUUCCCAUCAGCACGACCCCGGUGGCGAUCAGUGUAACCCCAAUGCCUCCUGCUCCUGUGAGUGUGUCCUCCACAGAUGGAGAGUGGGAAAGAGCCCAGAGUACUCUUCCUUCUGUAAGUGCUCUGGAUGAUGUGUUCAGUCCUGGUCUGGUCACCAGGUCUUCCUCUCAGUCCAACAGCACAGCCAAAGAUGGCAACAAGGCAGAUAGCUCACCCACCUCCAGCCCUACCUUCUCACAGUUCAACACCAGCAGCAGUAUUCUGAAGACUGGAUUUGACUUCUUGGACAACUGGUAACACUUGAAUAUACUGAAGAACCCAUUCCAAGUGGCAGGACCUACAAGCAUCACAAACCCAACACUACAGAACACCUUCUUUUUAUAUCCUAAUUCUUUAGUUGUUUAUUUAGGAUGCAUACAUAUCUCAAAGACUCAAUUAAAAUAUCCUUCUGUCUGAUUCUAUUUUACUGGUUUAAAGUUACAGAAUGCAUGAGCUAUUUAUGAAUGAGAUUUUGAACUGAGCAUCUGUCUUUCCUAUUUUGUUUUUAUGCUUAGUAUAUACAAUUUUGUAAGUUUGGGAGACAGCUUUCACACUAAUCAAACAAGCCAGGCUUAAUGGGCAAUCAAACUUGGGGCCACAUCAAAACCUUUAGACUCUAGCCUGGCACUAAAGACAUUUAGUUUGAAAGCCACAUCACUCCCACUGCCCUACACUUAAUAUUAUUAUAAUCUAGACCUCAAUACUAGUGUUAAGAUGCUUCAUUGCACAUUUACUGAUGGCGACCUAAAUGAAACACCAUAGCAUAGAGACAACUUGCUCCUUGGUUGUUUUGUAGACUUUUUUUUAUUUUUAUGCACACUACUUUCAUUGUAUGGUUUGAUGUGAAUCAUGUACUUUUCAGACUUUGUCCCCAUUCUCCCUUCCUUGUCUUAUGAUAAAUGAAGCAAUACUUUGGCCAGAAACGUACUCUAUGCAGGAACGCAAAUGCUUGGCCAAUGCAUUGCAAGAGCAUGUUCCAGUUAUACAUAUAUAAAGUAUGUUCUUUUGUUAAGGUAUGGUCGCACUAGAGUUUCAUUUACUUUCAUAUACGUGAAAUGCAAGCUCAAAAAUUUCAGUAGAACUCACGGCUAUGUUUAAUAGUGAGAGUAAGAGCAUUUCGACACGCACAAUGCUACGAGAACUUACAUGAUUGGGACUAAACAGCUGUGUGGCCACAAGAAAGCCACUUGUUAGUGAGGCUAAUCAGAAAAAACUUCUUCAAUUUGCAAGGGAGCAUAAAGAUUGGACUGUGGAAGGGAAGGGAAGCACAUGAAGCGAUGCACCCGUCAUGCAUAGUGCCCACUGUACAAACCUCUGGAGGCAGUGUUAUGAUCUGGGGUUGCUUCAGUUGGUCAGGUCUAGGCUCAGCAAAUUUAUACGGCAAUAAAAUGAAGUCUGAAGCUGAGUACGUGAAUGUACUGAAUGACCAGGUUAUCCCAUCAAUGGGUUUUUUCUUCCAUGAUGGCACAGGCAUAUUCCAGGAUGACAGUGCCAAGAUUCAUCGGGCUCAAAUUGUGAAAGAGUGGUUCAGGGAGCAUGAGAAAUAAUUUUCACACAUAAAUUGGCCACCACAGACUCCUGACCUUAACCCCAUUGAAAGUCGUUGGGAUGUGCUGGAGAAGACUUUACAGAGUGGUUCAACUCCCAUCAUCAAUACAAUAUCUCUGUCAAAAAUUAACAACUCUGGAUGGAAAAAUGUUUUGUGAUGUUGCAUAAGGUUGUUGAAACAAUGCCAUGACGAAUGCGCACCGUAAUCAAAGCUAAAAGCGGUCCAAUAAAAUAUUAGAGUCAGUGUACAUUCAUAGAUCUGUCAUGUAAAAUGGAUAGAAUAAAAUAAGGAAACUAACUUGUAUUGUUUGUCAUUUUAGGUUUUGUCUCAUUGUAGGGGGCAGUGAAGCACUAAUUAAAAACAGAACUGAAGCAAAGAUGGAGAUCCACUCAUAAAUCUCAUGACAGUUUUACCCUGCUUGUCAAAUAUUUCAAGAGGUCACUGCCCGUUAUGUUUAGUUUCAUAAAAUAUCACCAUUGGAUGUGUGCUAACAUAAUUGCUCACAUAUGUGGCAUUUUCAAAAUGCUACCAACAUGCUCUAUUUAAAGAGGUUUUAUUCCCUGAGCUAGUUUUUUGGGGGGAUUUUUGGGAUUGUUGUAAUUGCUCCACAUGUUUUUAAAAAGACCCAUAGUUUUCCAAGAAGUCAUUGAACUAUAAAGGUUUAGAUUUGUUUUUUUAAAGUGCAACAUUUUCCUCAUUGUGUUUCUUCAGAUAUAGCAUUACGGUUCCUGGCUGGCUGUUUGUAGGUCUGAAUCAUUUUGAAGGAGUUUUGGGCCAGUCAAUGGAAGGAGAUUUGCAUGCAUACAUACCACAAAUAUCUAUGGACUUAGUGAGCAUUUUACGUUCUUAGUUUAUCAACAAGCUAUUACUUAUAAGGGAUCUGUUGCUGGAUCGGAUUUCUGGACGGUAUAAUGGUCUAGACAAAGCCAUCUGGGAGAAAUUCAC
Myxocyprinus asiaticus (Chinese sucker) is the source of this 3234-nucleotide messenger RNA. RefSeq names its product chromosome 25 C1orf198 homolog (gene c25h1orf198). The record is from RefSeq and is a predicted model, not a curated record. Lineage: Eukaryota; Metazoa; Chordata; Actinopteri; Cypriniformes; Catostomidae. The transcript is spliced from 4 exons. Bases 15 to 998 code for a protein of 327 amino acids.